Chlorella variabilis is the source of this 694-nucleotide messenger RNA. RefSeq lists its product as hypothetical. Gene Ontology annotation, cellular component: cyclin/CDK positive transcription elongation factor complex; nucleus. The record is from RefSeq and is a predicted model, not a curated record. NCBI's taxonomy places the organism in Eukaryota, Viridiplantae, Chlorophyta, Trebouxiophyceae, Chlorellales, Chlorellaceae. The transcript has 4 exons. The coding region runs from base 50 to 694 and encodes 214 amino acids. Gene Ontology annotation, biological process: regulation of transcription by RNA polymerase II; positive regulation of DNA-templated transcription, elongation. Gene Ontology annotation, molecular function: cyclin-dependent protein serine/threonine kinase activator activity.
GGAGGAGCUGGCCAACAGCCCCUCCCGUGCCGACGGUGUGCCAGAGAACAUGGAGCUGCGCCGCCGCAAGCUCGCGGCGCAGCACAUGAUGGAAGUCAGCAACAUAUUCCGUAUGUCGGUUGCCACCUGGGCGAUUGCCGUCACAUUCUUCAACCGCUUCUACACAACGGAAGAGCAUGAAGAAGAACACACUUUUAUCAUCGCCUGUGCCUCGCUGUUCCUGGCGGGCAAGGCGCAGAAUGAGGCAAAGCCGCACACCACGCUGGCCAACGAGCUGAUCAAGGCCUGGUACGGAAAGGACAACCCGCAGCUUAAGGCACUGGCGGCUGCGCAUCAGGCCACGCAGGCCGCUCAGCAGCAGCAGCGCGGCGGCGGCUUUGCAUCCCCUGCGGUGCCUCCUGGCGUGGACUUCAACUUCUACACCAACAUGUGGGCGGCGGUGCUGGAGGCGGAGCGAGCGCUGCUGUACACCGUGGGCUUUGACUUCAACGUGGAGCUCAUCCACACCUACCUGGCCCGCCUGUGCAACCGGCCGCGCAUGAAGGCCGUCAAGCUGGACAAGAACAAGUACUUCCAGCAGCAACUGGUCAGCAUGGCAAACGACGUGUACAAGAAGGAUGGCACGCUGGCGCUGCAGGUGGGGCGCGGUACUCGGUGGAGAAGAUUGCCAUUGCCGCUUUCUACUUCAUCUUGA